GUGCACGCGGCUGCGGAGGUCCGGAGUUCGGUUCCCGCGUAGGGCGGCUCACAACCGCCAGUCCCUGGGGCUGCAGGAUCAUGCGCCGCCUCUGGCCUCCCGACACCCGCGCUCACGCGCAACGCACCCACACGGACUCGUCGGUGAAAAGACACAGAGAGGCCAUUUACUCGGAAGGCGCAUGACGCGCCGGCGGGGCCGAGCCCCGAGGGCCCGCGGCGGCGGCGGCGGAAGGAAGCGCGGGCGCAGGCCUGGCUCGGCGGAGGGGUGCGAGCCCGGGAGGGAGGAGCCUGCGCGGCGGGGCGGCGGGCGCAGCGGCCCAGCCAUGUCCGCCGAGGAGAUGGUGCAGAUCCGCCUGGAAGGCCGCUGCUACCCGGUGAGCAAGAGCAAGCUGAUCGAACAGAGCGACUACUUCCGCGCGCUCUACCGCUCCGGCAUGCGCGAGGCCGUGCGGCCCGAGGCCGGCCCCGAGGUGCAGCAGCUGCGCGGCCUGAGCGCGCCGGGCCUGCGGCUGGUGCUGGACUUCAUCAACGCGGGCGGCGCGCGCGAGGGCUGGGGCCCGGGCGAGGACGAGGUGCUGGCCGAGCUGGUGGAGGCCGCGUCCUUCCUGCAGGUCACGGCGCUGCUGCGCCUGCUGCUGUCGCAUGUGCGCCUGGGCAACUGCUUGGAGCUGUACCGCCUGGCUCAGGUGUACGGGCUGCCCGACCUGCAGGGCGCCUGCCUGCGCUUCAUGGCGCUGCACUUCCACCAGGUGCUGUGCCAGCCGCAGUUCCCGCUGCUGCUGUCGCCGCCGCAGGCCCCGGGGGACGGCAGCCUGAAGCAGAGGCUGAGGGAGGCCCGCAUGCGCGGGACCCCGGUACUAGUGGCCCUGGGGGACUUCCUCGGGGGACCCCUGGCCCCGCACCCGUAUCAGGGGGAACCCCCGUCCAUGCUUAGGUACGAGGAGACCACGGAACGCUGGUUCCCGCUGGCCAACAACCUGCCCCCGGACCUGGUGAACGUCAGGGGCUACGGCUCAGCCAUCUUGGACAACUACCUCUUCAUCGUGGGCGGGUACCGGAUCACCAGCCAGGAGAUCUCCGCCGCACACUCCUACAACCCCACCACCAACGAGUGGCUGCAGGUGGCCUCCAUGAACCAGAAACGCUCUAACUUCAAGCUUGUGGCAGUCAGCUCGAAGCUCUACGCCAUCGGCGGGCAGGCUGUGUCUAACGUGGAGUGCUACAACCCCGAGCAGGAUGCGUGGAAUUUUGUGGCCCCCCUGCCAAAUCCUUUGGCUGAGUUCUCUGCCUGCGAGUGCAAGGGGAAGAUCUACGUCAUUGGCGGCUAUACCACCCGAGAUCGCAACAUGCACAUCCUGCAGUACUGCCCCUCUUCUGACCUGUGGACGCUGUUCGAGACCUGCGAUGUCCACAUCCGCAAGCAGCAGAUGGUGUCGGUGGAGGAGACCAUCUACAUCGUGGGUGGGUGUCUCCACGAGCUGGGACCCAACCGCAGGAGCAGCCAGAGUGAAGACAUGCUCACCGUGCAGUCCUACAACACCGUCACCCGGCAGUGGCUCUACCUGAAGGAGAACACGUCCAAGUCGGGCCUGAACUUGACCUGUGCACUUCACAACGAUGGCAUCUACAUCAUGAGCAGGGACGUCACUCUGUCCACCAGCUUGGAGCACCGGGUGUUCCUCAAGUACAACAUCUUUGCCGACAGCUGGGAAGCCUUCCGGCGGUUCCCGGCCUUCGGACAUAACUUACUGAUUUCCUCUCUCUACCUACCCAACAAAGCAGAGACCUGAGUGAUUCGAUGGGAUUUGAAAGACGGAUCUGUUUCAAGGGGGGGUGGGGAGAAAAAGGCAACCCUUUGAAAUUCUGAAUCCUGAAGGGACAGAGUAACCUAAAAGUAGGUCACGUAUUGUAGGAGGCUCGGCUGUAAGUAAGCUUUCUUGAACUAACUACUUGAAAACCUGGGGGAAAGAGACCAUUAUUCCUUCGGUUGUUUUUUACGUUAUGGGAGCAAAUGUCGUAAAUAAUUCAUCCAAAGCUAACAGUCUUGGGCUGACAACUAAAACGCAGCAUUAAAAAGUAGACUUUUGGGGUCUGCUCCGUAAGGGCCAAGCUCAGCUGACACAAUAGUAGUAAUAGCUUUGUUCUGUGUUUUCCCCACUGAGGGUGGAAUCUAGGGCCUCACGCUAGUCCCGUAAAGAUGACUUUAAAAUUCUAUUUCUUUAGGUCCCCCGAGAUGUCAUUAGUAGUAGAUUUCCCUUUUUCUUUUAGUUUUUUGGACAAGAAUUAGGAACUACCUCCUCACCCCUCCGGCCUCUUAUAUCACCUGGUUUUUUUGGCUAGGCGUUUUAUUGUAUACUUGUUUUCAGGGACCCUGGCAGGUGUUUCCAACCUUUUUGACAUUUAGAAAUCACGUUGCCAUUUAUAAAGCUUGUGCACAAUUGAGUUACCUUAGGGGAAAAAAAACUCGUCAUGUUUUAAGUAAGGUCCUGAUGUUGUGUUGGCUACCGUCGUAGUUGUCCUCAGGGCCACGAGCUUCGGCCGCCGUUCUUGCUAAGGUAGAACCAGACAGAGAAUUCACACAAGCAGCAGGUCUAUCCAAAAACUUGGGUAGGCGCAGUCUCAGGGAGUCUCCAGUCUUUCUGUAGCUGAAGAGGCUGUGUGAGUAGACCUGUCAGCCUGUGGCGUUGUGUGCGGCAAAUGCGCGGCUACCCAGGUCACAGACCCUGCCUUGUGAGGUCCUUGUUUUUAGAACAUUGCUAUUAACGUUUUAUAAGUUGAGUGUUAAAAAUGAGGGAGUACCGCAUAAGGAAAACAUGCCUUUAUGAGUCGUUUUUGUUGAAUGUAUGACUUAGAUCUUGUUUCAAGAUUUAAAAUUCAAAACAAGACAACUUUUGCACAUUUAGAUGAGGGUUCCUCCUAACUUAGUCUCAGAUAUGCAGUCCUGCUUUGGUUCCGCCUUUUAAAGGCAAGGGUGGCUGUCACUCAUUUAUGCUGGGAAGCAGGGGCUUGACAGACGUGGAGUGACCUCUGCUGGCGUGUCUGAACCGAGGCGAGGUGCUGGCCUCUGGGCUCUCAUGCCGACGGCAGGGAACAGCUCUAGAGACUUCACCAAGUCAGUUCACAGGGAACAAAGGAACCUGCCAAUCAUGGGUCCGUGUUUCUUAAAAACCUCAAGGGUCCACUUAGCAUGCACGAGAGGCUCCCCCGGGUUUAAUCUCCAGCACUUACAGCAACAGCAACAAGGCCCUCACUUACAGGAAAUUUGAUUGAAGAGCAUUUGCUAUAGCCAGCUGCUGUCUUGUAGUGGAGUUGGCUAACUGAGCCAGACUCCAUCUCUGUCCCAGCA
Molecule: messenger RNA, 3348 nt
Organism: Mesocricetus auratus (golden hamster)
Lineage: Eukaryota; Metazoa; Chordata; Mammalia; Rodentia; Cricetidae
Gene: Klhl42
Product: kelch like family member 42
Exons: 3
Coding region: 182-1792 (536 amino acids)
Molecular function (GO): protein binding
Source: RefSeq, a predicted model, not a curated record